This is a messenger RNA of Malania oleifera, 2027 nucleotides long. RefSeq names its product protochlorophyllide-dependent translocon component 52, chloroplastic. The transcript is spliced from 7 exons. Lineage: Eukaryota; Viridiplantae; Streptophyta; Magnoliopsida; Santalales; Ximeniaceae. The coding region runs from base 224 to 1870 and encodes 548 amino acids. Gene Ontology annotation, molecular function: chlorophyllide a oxygenase activity; 2 iron, 2 sulfur cluster binding. The record is from RefSeq and is a predicted model, not a curated record.
AAUUUGGGCCUACCAUUCUCUCCAACUAGAAACGUUUCAGGAUCCUUUGCUGGCGCCACAUAUAACACGCAAACGUAUGGGCUCACAACCACCACCCGCCAUUCAUUGGCUUCUCAUUAACCACAACAAGAUCAUGUAAACAUGUAUCUGUAAGACUGUAACCCCCGUCUGCCUCUCUCUCUCUCUGGGCUUCGAGCGUUGACAGCGAAACAAACAAGCUGCCAUGGAAGCUCUCAAGCUGCCCUCGUUUCCUUCAUGUCAACUUUCGACCAGACUUUCCCCCUUUGAUCAUAAACCCGUAUAUUGUGCACCCACUUCAUCUUUCUGGAAAAUUCAAAGAAACGCCGCAAAAUCCAAGCUCUUCUCUUCUGCUACAUCUUCUUCUUCUUCUUCCCCUGUUUCUGUUUCAACAGAUGAGUUGCCCAGCAAAGACCCACUUGAGCCAGAGCUCGAGGUUCAAGGGGAGGAAGAGAAAUUCGACUGGUUUGCUCAGUGGUAUCCGAUUAUGCCGGUGUGUGAUCUCGACAAGAGAGUGCCUCAUGGGAAAAAAAUUAUGGGUUUGGAUGUGGUGGUGUGGUGGGAUCGGAAUGAGAAUGCAUGGAAGGUGUUUGAUGAUUGUUGCCCGCAUCGGUUGGCUCCUUUGUCCGAAGGAAGGAUUGAUCAGUGGGGAAGGUUGCAGUGCGUUUACCAUGGAUGGUGUUUCAAUGGCUCCGGUGACUGCAAGUUCAUUCCUCAGGCUCCCCCGGAUGGUCCUCCGGUUCACACAUUCAAGAAAGCAUGUGCAGCUGUUUAUCCAAGUGUUGUGCAGAAUGAUAUUGUUUGGUUUUGGCCUAACAGUGAUCCUCAAUACGAAAAUAUUUUUAUGAAGAAGAAGCCCCCCUACAUCCCAGAAUUAGAUGAUCCAUCAUAUACGAAGUUAAUGGGAAAUAGAGAAAUUCCUUAUGGCUACGAGGUUCUGAUUGAAAAUCUUAUGGACCCUGCUCAUGUUCCGUAUGCACACUAUGGAAUUAUGCGAACCCAACAAUCCAAAAACAGAGUUAAGGCUGAUAGAGAAGGGGGGAGACCAGUUGAAAUGAGUGUACAGAAGUUGGACAUAAAUGGUUUCACUGCAAAGCAGGAAUGGGGAAUGAGCAAAUUUAUUCCCCCAUGUUUGUUUUAUGCUUUUCCCAACCCUGUAGCAGAUCAAGGCAAUGGAUCUGUUUCAUCAGGUGGAACCAAGAAGGUGCCAUCGGCAAGCAUGACACAACAACGAAGAGCACUGUUAAUUUUUAUUUGCAUUCCAGUUAGUCCAGGUAAUAGCAGACUGAUAUGGGUCUUUCCAAGAAACUUUGGAGUUUGGAUUGACCGAAUUGUCCCAAGAUGGUUUUUUCAUGUGGGACAGAACUUGAUUCUUGAUUCAGAUUUAUAUCUUCUUCAUGUGGAGGAGCGUAAAAUAAUGGAUGUUGGCCCUUCAAAUUGGCAAAGAGCUUGUUUUCUGCCAACAAAGUCAGAUGCCCUUGUGGUUGGCUUCAGGAAGUGGCUAAAAAAGCAUGCAGGUGGUCAAGUUGACUGGGGAACCAAGUUCAGUGGAGCCCUUCCCCCAACUCCCCCUAGAGAAAGGCUGAUGGAUAGGUAUUGGUCUCAUGUGGUGAACUGCAGCAGUUGCAGUGCAGCAAUUAAAGGUCUCAAGGCACUGGAAGUUGUGCUGCAGGUGAUCUCUAUUGCUUUAAUUGGGAUUGUUGCUGCAAUUAAGCAGGGUUUUAUGUCUUCAACAGCAGCAAGAACUACAAUGGGCUCUGUCGCGGUGCUGUGCUUUGCAGCCUCAAGGUGGUUAUCUCACUACAUCUACAAAAAUUUCUACUUCCAUGACUACAACCAUGCCCUCCGAUGAGAAGCAAAACUAUUUAAUGUAUUAUUAGGCUAUAUAUGGAAACACCAUGUUAUAGAAUAUAAACUAAUGAAUAUUCGACACCAUCGUCUAUACCUGAUUGUGUAGUAAAGCUUAAACAUGCUUAAUUAAGAGGAUGCAGAGUUCAUCCAUUCGUAAA